AUGGCGUCAAAGCUCGACAACAAAGAUAACCCUUACAUACGCCUGUACUUGAGCCCCGAGGGCAGCGACGUGUCCAUCAUAUGCGGAGACAGCAUCUUUCCCGCUCACAAGAAAGUGUUGGUGAAUCAGUCGGGCUACUUCAGAUGUGCCUGUCACGGGAAGUGGAAGAUCCUGGUGGAAGAAAAAAAGAACAUCGUGCUCAAUGAAGACCAGCCUGUUCUAAUCAGGAAGAUGCUUCAAUUUCUCUACACCGGAAGCUACACUGUUGACACCUAUGGCUUGACCAUCCCCGACCUGCCCAAUGAGCGUCCCAAUACCAUGGUCAAGGCCGACUACCCCGACAGAGGCGAUUAUCCCGACGAGGAUAUCUAUACGCCCUGCUUCCAUGCCAUGUUGUACGCCGUGGCUGUGUUCUACGAGAUCCCCAAGUUGGAAGAGGAGACCAUCAAGAACUUCCGGCAGUCUCUUUGGCAGAUUCGCGAAAAGGAAGGGUUCCAGGCCGCGGUGAUCGAAGUGUAUUACGCGACCAACCCCAGUGAGCGGAAGCUGCGAGACUGCUUGGUCGAAAUGGUGAUUCGCCAUCUGGAGUUUUUCUACCGAAAGGGAAAUGAGCCUCAGAUUCUGGAUCAUGAAAUUCUGGAUUACGUGCCGGAAUUUUGUCGGGAUCUUUGCAUUGCGAGCAUGAUGGCAAAUCGCAGAUUCGAGUCUGAUCUGUUUCAGUACGGAUGCGCUCAUGUGCAGAUGAAAGAAAAGGUGGCCCGGGUUGGCAGAGAGAAUAGUGCACUUCGAGCUGAGCUUCGUCAGUACAAGAAGAAUGCUGAGGAGUGUGACGAAUGA
This is a messenger RNA of Aspergillus ibericus CBS 121593, 837 nucleotides long. RefSeq names its product BTB/POZ domain-containing protein. Bases 1 to 837 code for a protein of 278 amino acids. Gene Ontology annotation, molecular function: protein binding. Lineage: Eukaryota; Fungi; Ascomycota; Eurotiomycetes; Eurotiales; Aspergillaceae. The transcript is spliced from 3 exons. The record is from RefSeq and is a predicted model, not a curated record.